AUGGGUGAUGCAGAUGCAGUGGAGUCAUUGAUGGAGGGAGAUCCAGUCACUCUACACACUUGUCAUGUUAAAGUGAUGGAUAAUGAUCGGAUUCAGUGGUGUUUUGAAAAUGAAGCCUCUUUAAUAGCUGAAAUGAACGUAACAGCCAACAGUGUCACUGUAAAUGAUAAUUAUGACCGUAGAUUCAGGGGCAGACUGGAGGUGAAUCGUCAAACUGGAUGUCUAACCAUCACAAACAUCAGAACUGAACAUGCUGGACUUUUCUCAAUUAAAAGAACAUUUAAAAAUACUAAGGGAUUCAGCCUGUCUUAUUUCAUUCGUCUGCCUGUUCCUGUCAUCAGCAGUAACUCUACAAACUGUUCAUCAUCAUCAUCAUCAUCAUCAUAUUGUUCAUUGGUGUGUUCAGUGUUGAAUGUGAGUCAUGUGACUCUCUCCUGGUACAAAGGAAACAGUUUAUUGUCCAGGAUCAGUGUGUCUGAUCGCAGCAUCAGUCUCUCUCUACCUCUGGAGGUGGAAUAUCAGGAUAAAAUCACCUACAGCUGUGUGCUCAACAAUUCCAUCAUCAACCAGACUCAACAUCUGGACAUCAGUCAACUCUGUCACACAUGUUCAGACUCUGUCCACUGUUGUGGUUCUACUGGAGCUGUGAUCCGAUUGGUCCUCUCUGCUCUGGUGGGCGUGGCUACUGUCAUUUUUCUGGUUCAUGACUUCAGAUCCAGAAGAGCUGAACAAGAUCAUGCACGUAUUCCCUCGCCACAAACCUAAAUUAUGAUGUAAUUUUUUCUACAACAAUUUUGUUUAUCAUUGAUUAUUCUUUUGUAUUAUGCUUUUGAUGUUCAUUUAUUAGCAAAUCAUUUUCACUCUAAAAGAUUAUUAAUAAAGUAACAUUCACAUAUAUGCUCAGCAUUACAAAAGUGAAUGUUAUGAUAAAUACCAUGAUUCAUCAAUAUUACAAUGCCUUUUUAAACUUUUUUUUUUUACAAUCUUAAUUUUGUUACAAUGUUAGCUUUCAUAUUUUCUGGGGCUGUAAAAAACUUUAAAAUGCACCUGUCUUGUAGUUUUGAGUCACAC
Cyprinus carpio (common carp) is the source of this 1071-nucleotide messenger RNA. RefSeq names its product CD48 antigen-like. Lineage: Eukaryota; Metazoa; Chordata; Actinopteri; Cypriniformes; Cyprinidae. The coding region runs from base 1 to 765 and encodes 254 amino acids. The transcript is spliced from 6 exons. The record is from RefSeq and is a predicted model, not a curated record.